This is a messenger RNA of Oncorhynchus mykiss (rainbow trout), 890 nucleotides long. Its product is annotated as ictacalcin. The record is from RefSeq and is a predicted model, not a curated record. Gene Ontology annotation, cellular component: cytoplasm. Gene Ontology annotation, molecular function: calcium-dependent protein binding; transition metal ion binding; calcium ion binding. NCBI's taxonomy places the organism in Eukaryota, Metazoa, Chordata, Actinopteri, Salmoniformes, Salmonidae.
GCAGUUUCCAUUUCCAUCAGAUAAAGAGGAACAAGGAGAGGAAAGGGGAGAGUGGGGUGUGGUAAUCAAUGUUUAAAACCAACAGCCCAUCCCUCUCUUCCUCACUCCCCCUCUCUCUCUUUCUCUGACUGUCCAACUCCUCGCACAACUUCGUCACCAUGUCACAGGUCCAGCAGGGUAUGGCAUUGCUCAUCUCAGCCUUCCACAAGUACUCUGGCAAGGAGGGCGACAAGACGAGUCUGAGCAAGGGAGAACUCAAAGAUCUGCUCAACGCUGAGCUUGGAGAGAUCAUGGGGAAAAACACUGACCAGGCAAAGGUUGACAAGAUCUUCAAAGAUCUGGACGCUAACGCAGAUGGCAGUGUGGACUUCCAGGAGUACGUCACACUGGUGGCCUGCCUCACCAUGGUGUGCAACGAGUUCUUCACCAAGAAGUGAAACAGCUCCCCCUGCCCACUCUCCACAGAACAGCAGCUCUUGCUCCAUGAGUGAAUUCAUGAUAAAAUUAGCAAGAUCCUCAAUGCAGGUUCAGAGGGUCAGAGAUGCAGGUUUACACACAUACACAAAAAUAGGGUUGGGUUGAUUAUACACACCACACAUAGACAGGUGAAGGACACAGACAUGUACACACACAGACAUAUAGGCUACAAUCUCAUGAGAUGGAGAGGAAGCUUUUUAAAAAAAAUGUUUUUUUACCUUUACUUAACUAGACAAGUCAGUUAAGAACAAAUUCUUAUUUUCAAUGACGGGGUAGGAACAGUGGGUUAACUGCCUGUUCACGGGCAGAACGACAGACCUUUCGGUUACUAGUCCAACUCUCUAACCACUAGGCUACCUUGCCGCCUUUGGUUUGUUUAAAGUGAAAAACGAAAUAAACUAUUUUAAUAUGUU